GUGAGGCUCUGCGCUUGGAUUGCCGGGAUGGCUCCUCAGUGUCGUGGGAAAGGCAAGGAUCAUCUAGAACAUGUCUGACAAAGCAUGGAGAUACAAAGCGGAAGGGACAAAAGCUGCUGUCAUUAGUCUAGUCCAGCCACAGCAAUUUUCCAUUAUUUUCCAUAGGAAGCUGGAUGAGAAGAGAUCAUAGCUGGAACACAGUUAAGGGAGUCUCUUUCCGCCUCAUCAUUUUGGGAGCCAGAAAUGAUCCUUGCUGCCAGAACAUCUCUAGGAUUGAAUCCACUGAUUCUGGCUUAAAGAUAUGUUCUGUGUUAUGCGACCAAGUACUUUGGUGAGAGAAGCAGGAGCCCUCUGCGGUUAAAGGCGCACACCUUUUUCCAUGUUUGGACCAUCACUGUUCAGCUGAGACUACUGAAUCAAUUCCAUAUAUGCUUUGUUGCAUCAUCUUUGUGCAUCAAUGAAGAAUCCAAAUAUGGCUUCGUUCAAGCAACAGAAGGUGGAGGACGUUUAUGAGAUUGGGGAAGAGCUAGGAAGUGGCCAGUUUGCUAUAGUGAAGAAAUGCCGAGACAGAAGCACUGGUGUGGAGUAUGCUGCAAAGUUCAUUAAAAAGCGUCAGAGUCGGGCCAGCCGUCGCGGAGUGAGACGUGAGGAAAUUGAACGGGAGGUGACUAUUCUGCAGCAGGUCCUGCAUGCCAACAUCAUCAAGUUGCACGACAUCUAUGAGAACAAGACAGAUGUGGUCCUCAUCCUUGAGCUGGUGUCUGGAGGAGAACUUUUUGACUUCUUGGCACAGAAGGAGUCUUUGAGUGAAGAAGAAGCAACCAGAUUCAUCAAGCAGAUUUUGGAUGGUGUGAAUUACCUUCACUCCAAUAAAAUUGCUCACUUUGAUUUAAAGCCUGAAAACAUUAUGCUUCUAGACAAGAAUAUCCCUAUUCCACACAUCAAACUUAUUGACUUUGGCCUGGCUCACAAAAUAGAAGAUGGUGUUGAAUUUAAAAACAUUUUUGGGACUCCAGAAUUUGUAGCUCCAGAAAUAGUAAACUAUGAACCACUUGGAUUAGCUGCAGAUAUGUGGAGUAUAGGAGUCAUCACCUACAUACUGCUUAGUGGUGCAUCGCCUUUCCUUGGAGAAACUAAACAGGAAACGCUUGCCAACAUCACAGCUGUGAAUUAUGAAUUUGAUGAAGAAUUUUUCAGCAAUACCAGUGACCUAGCAAAAGAUUUUAUCCGGAAACUCCUGGUGAAAGAUACACGGAAACGGCUUACAAUUCAGGAAGCUCUGUCUCACCCAUGGAUAACGCUGAAAGAAGAAACAAAAGUCCAAGAAAACAAGAAAGUUGAGAACACGCAGUUGAAGACUAAACGGCUAAGGGAGUACACCAUAAAAUGUCAUUCAAGUAUGCCUCCCAAUAAUACCUAUGUCAACUUUGAGCGCUUUGCCCAAGUAGUAGAAGACAUUUCACUUAUGGAACGGGGUUUCAGCGCUUUGGCUGUGUCCCAUGAUUCCUUACAAGAGGACAUCAAUGCUCUGGUUUCCAUUUAUGAUGAGAAGGAAGCUUGGUAUAAAGAGGAGAAUGAAAGUGUGAGGCACAAGCUGUCUCAGCUGAAGUAUGAAUACCGUAAAAUUGAAUCCCUGAAAAGACAUCUGCAAGAUGAUAUCAAGACUGUAGGCACCAGUCUUACAGGCAUAACUGGGAAAUACACUGAUCUGCAGUGUCAGUACGAGUCUCUAAGUCGAGAACUUUCUGAGGAACUGAAGUGGAUCCAGGACUUAAUGAGUAGUUUUCGAAUGGAAAAUGGAAAUGAGACCUGUGUGAAUGGAAACUUUGACUCUGUGUUCAACAAAGAUAUUAAUGAAUCGGUAAUGGAGCUGUUAAAUAGAUCUUGCUGUGAAGAAUUCCUUGCAGGGAUGAAUCUUGAUGUGGCAGAAUCAAAUCAUUAAUGUUGGUAGAUCAGAUUAGGUGCAGAGUUUGCAUGUUUUUGCUGUCUGCCUUAUUGUACAGCAAUAAAUUCUCAGUGCAUAAUUUCUACAUAAAAACAUCACUUACUACUGAAAUAGCAAUUCUGAUACAUGGCACAAACCACUGACCAAGCCAUAAACUUAGUGGUUUGUAGUGCUGUUUUCCCAUGUUCCGUGUAUGAACUUACAGGGAACUAGAUUAUCACGAUGGUAUGGAGCACUUUUAACCUUACAGGCAUAUGCACUGACUUCAUCAUAUAUGCAGCUGCUGGAGAUUACUAGGUAAUUAAAUUGGAAUGAAGAGUAGUCCAGUCCAUUCUGACUGGAGAUCAUGUGCCUGGAAACCUGUAAAAAUCUCAUGGUAGCAUCUUUGGCUGGGUGAAGAAAACAGCCAUGUAGACCUGCUGCAGAUAGUUCUACGGAGCAGAUGAGAGAAUUUCUUACAAAGGUUAAAUCUGUCCUGUAAAACAGGGUAAAUGAAGCAGUAAUUUAACAUUUAGUACUGUAAAAAAUCUCCAUGAAAAUAACUGCUGAUGAAAAAAAAAAAAAAUGUUAAGAUGAUCUUUUUAGGCCAGUUAGGCAGGGGUCAGUCUUUUACUAUCAACAGGUGUUAGCUACUGAUUAAUCCUUUUGUUUAAAAUCCAAUUAUGUUUCCUAUCCUGUACCAAAGAAAUUCUAUUUAAAAGACAAAACUGAAUUUGUAAUGAACUCAUCAAAUAACUGUGUAUGUAAUUUCACUGUGCAAAUAUUAAUUUGUCAGUGAUGAUAAGCAAUAUCAUAGAAAGCAAACUGGAGGUCUAUGAUGAAGACGACAAAGCAAACAACUAACUUAAUCUACCAUGUGGGAUUUGAGACCAGUGUUUUUGUUGUGAAGAUUUUUAAGUGUUAGAAAGUAAAAGAGUUGGCCCAAAACUGAA
Molecule: messenger RNA, 2877 nt
Organism: Rhea pennata
Lineage: Eukaryota; Metazoa; Chordata; Aves; Rheiformes; Rheidae
Gene: DAPK2
Product: death associated protein kinase 2
Exons: 14
Coding region: 458-1942 (494 amino acids)
Biological process (GO): positive regulation of apoptotic process; intracellular signal transduction; protein phosphorylation
Cellular component (GO): nucleus; cytoplasm
Molecular function (GO): ATP binding; protein serine/threonine kinase activity
Source: RefSeq, a predicted model, not a curated record